Messenger RNA from Lactuca sativa (garden lettuce), 1326 nucleotides. NCBI's taxonomy places the organism in Eukaryota, Viridiplantae, Streptophyta, Magnoliopsida, Asterales, Asteraceae. The record is from RefSeq and is a predicted model, not a curated record.
CACGGUGACGUUGGUCUGUGGGUCGCUGCUUCCACGAUCAUCGUUGUUUUCACGAUCGUCGCCGCUUCCUUGAUAGCCACCACUUCCUCGAUCGUCGCCGCCGCUUCCUCAAUCGCCGCCACUUCCUCGAUCGUUGUCGCUUCCUCGAUUGGCGCCACUUCCUCGAUCGUCGCCGCAGCAUCCUCAAACUCACUGUUAGCUCAAUAUGAUGGCAAUAGGUUUUUUACAGUUGUGAAUGGAGCUUGGAAAGCUACACCUUUGCUUCUACCUGUACCAGUAAUUGAACUCAGUGACAUUGCAUUUGCUGUUGACUUUAUACCUGCAGUUUUUGGUGUGACAAGAGAUCCCUUCAUUGUUUUUUUCAUCUAAUCUCUUUGCCAUUUUAGAUAAAGUCUACGAUCUCUAUAUACACUGAUUUCAGAAGACAGAAAGCAUGGCAGAAUUGGAGUAUCUACAGGUUAGUUUUUUUUUUUUAAGUUUUCAUGUUAAAUGACCUAUUUGCCCAUAUCCAUUGUUAUGAAUGAAUUGAUAGUAUAUAUCUACUUGGGAAUCAUGCUUUGAAUUUUGAAAGGUUUAUCCAUGUUUGAGAUUACAAAUAGGUUGAUGUUAGGUCAACAUUUUCUUCUAUAUCUAUGUGUUUGAUUGGGUGCAAAAUGAUCCUAGAUUUCUUUGGUAAGUGUCUUAUUGAUUAGGUCACUCAUAACCAAAGAUAAUUCAUUAUGAUAAUAAGGAUGAGGGAAAAUACGUCUUUUGGUAACUACCUGAAAUGUUAAUCAUAUCCAAUAAAUCAUAUAAAUCAUAGCAUCAUACUUUCAUUUUAGUGCUCUAAUAUGAUGAAAUAUGAAAGUAGAGUGCUAUAAUAAACAAAUCAGUGAAAGUACGUUGCUAUACUCGCAUAGAUUUCUAAAACUAAAAUGUUAUAGUAUUAUGAAAUAUGAAAGAAAAUAUGAAUUGUUUUAAUUUUAAUUUUGAUUAAAAUAACUCCAACUGGGGUAAUUGUUAUAAAAAUGGUCCAUGUUGCAGGAAUAUAUUACAAAAAUGGUCUUUGUGGCAGGUAAUUGUUACAAAAAUAGUCCUUAUUACAGGAAAGCAUGACAAAAAUGGUCCUGUAAGAAGCUGUUAAAAUUGUCCUUGUAGCAGGGAUAUAUUACAAAAAUGGUCCUUUUGACACGUAACUGUUACAAUGGUAAGUACUUUCAACUAGGAUAACCAUUUGAUCUAUGGUUCUUUUUAUGUGUGGUGAUUAUUAGUGAUAUUAUUACAUAUUUUUAUGUGAUUAUUAGUGAUAUUCUUAUAUAAUUUUAUAUGAUUUAUUAUGAUUAUAUU